AUGAGGCCUUGCGACAUCUGGAAGGAGCUCGAGGUCAUGUAUGGGGGUGGGGAUGCUGGUGGACUGAAGAAGGCGCGUAACGAGAUCAACCGGAAGAUGAGCACGCUGGUGGGUAAGGAGAUGGUUACUGAGCACUGUCUCUGCAUGGAGGUGCUGGGUCAACUUCCAAGUAUGUUUUGUGAAAGAAGCAUCACCAUGACGGAGGAGUGGUUUACGCGACGCUCGGUGGUGAUCAACGUGGCAAAGAAGGUCACCGGGAAGAAGAGGAUGCAGGAUCAAGCAGAGGCUCCAAGCUCGGGCUGCUACGACUGCUUUGAAGAUGGCCAUCGCAAGAAAGAGUGCCCCGUCAUCGCCAAAGAUCGCGAUCCAGAGCGAGCGGGUGGUUCACUGUUCCGCUCAAACAUCUCGACGGCGCCUAGCUCGAAAAAGAAGCAAGUGAUAACGAUCAAGAAAGGAAAGAAGCCGGAGGCAGCCGAAGACAAGCUGAAGAAAGCAAUUGAGGAGACGGACCAGUAUGAGUUCAAGGAACCGCUUCCCGUGAGUGAUGGCGAUAAGGAGGAGAAGCCAUUCACCCAAAUGGACAUCGACAAUGAGGGGCAGGAGCUGCUAUAA
This is a messenger RNA of Phytophthora sojae, 612 nucleotides long. RefSeq lists its product as hypothetical. The transcript has 5 exons. Bases 1 to 612 code for a protein of 203 amino acids. Gene Ontology annotation, molecular function: zinc ion binding; nucleic acid binding. The record is from RefSeq and is a predicted model, not a curated record. NCBI's taxonomy places the organism in Eukaryota, Oomycota, Peronosporomycetes, Peronosporales, Peronosporaceae.